AUGGGCACGGAUUCACCAAAGGUCAAGGACUCCAAACAGAAGGAGGCAAGCAAUUCCAAGAUCAAUUCGGGGAAAUCUGGUCUGUCCAUCACCUCGGGCCUCGGUGCUGUUCCAGGAGGAGGAGAUAGCCUCAGCAAGUCCAACGUAGCGCUGGAGAAAACCAAGGGGACAUUCCGCGGAACUUCGGCGGCGCUGAAGCGCAAGGAACCAAUCCACCUCCAAUACUGGCAUCUGGUCGAACACAAGUACAAGAUAUGGAAGGGCGGAUUCUUUGCGAUGCUGUGCGCUCUCCUCGUCGAAUCCCACAACGCGACGGUCUCCUACCUCACCAUGUUUAUCGAGUUCCUCCAGACCCUGGCCUUCUCCUUCGACAACAUCAACUGGGGUGUAUGGGGGUCGUAUAUGGGCAUGGUGCUCAAAUUCUUCCAGAUCGAAACCGCUUUGACGUUCUAUCUAGGCACUCCUGCCCUCUACGUCCUGGUGAUCUUGUCGCUGAUUCUCAUCAUCAUUAUGCUGAGUUUAACCGUCUAUGUCGUCAAGUCGUUUGUGUCCAAGAACUUCCAGGCUGGCGUCUGGCCGCUUCGGGCAUUGAGGAGCUUGGUCGGAAUGCUGUCGUCGGUGUUCUAUCUGCCGGUUCUCUAUUCCAUGAUGUCCAUCUUUGUCUGCGGAGACGGUGCCACACCAGCACAAUGCGCGGCCAUCGAGCGGCUGAUCCUCAAAAUCGUUAGCGGGAUUGUCCUCCCAAUCUUUGUCUCAUUCACGCUGCUUAUGUCGCUCACCUACUUCAACCCCAACCCGCUCUCUACCUGCGUGGUAGCGCGACCGUCGGCCCGUCUGGAGUUUGUAGAGCUGACGACCAAGACUAUCCUGGCCUGCUCGUUCGUCUUUGCCGAAUCGGUUCCACUCCUCAGGGCGUGCAUGACUUGUCUGUGCUCGAUCUUGAUUUGUGUUUUCAUGCUGGUGUUUAUACCGUACUAUCACAAGCCCAUCAACAACUAUCGGUUUAUUCUAAGCUCGCAGGCACUCUGGGGCUCAUUCGGAUCCAUCAUCGUAACAGCGCUCGGACAGGCGCAGCAGACUACCUUCCUGAAUUGGGUGUUCAUCUUUUAUAUUAUUGGCAUAGUACCAUGGGGUGUUGGCUGCUAUUUCUUCUUCAAUUGGAGACAACAGAAGGCCACAUCGAUCAACAUUGCCAAGCUAUGCUUCCAGCCUUCGCGGGAAACUUUCAAUACCUGGGAGGCCGAGCCCGUCACCGCCAAAGAAAGCCGCUUUUGGCACCCCUCGCAAGUUGAAAUCGCGACUCGGUUUCUCAUCGAAGACCGCUCGGUUGAAUCAAUCGACGUUGCCGAUCAGAUGUUCAUCAAGGGCACCCAGCUGUUUCCCACGAGCGCCUCGCUUAUGGUCUCCUAUGCGAUCUUCUACAGCUCCUAUCGGCCAAACGACCGGUCGAUGUCUGCCCACUAUCUCAAAAAGGCUGGCCAGUGCAACCCGCUCAUCGAUUUGGAGUUUAUGAUCUAUCAUCUGGAACAAGAGCGGCGCCAGACGAUGAACAAGGUUGGGGAUCGUAUCCUGGAUGCCGUCGAUCGGGUCGAGUUCAACCAGCUUAUGCGCAAGGCCCUCACAUAUCAUUGCGAAGCCAAGAGUCACAUUGCCAACUUUUGGCAGGCCAUCAUGGCCUCUGGGGGCGACUCAAAGGUUGACGCCAACACGCUGAUAUCGCUGGUAUCCAUCAUCGAAUGGAGCGACCGAAACGCAACAACGGCAUACAAGCAACUUUUGAAUCGCUUCCCGGACUCUGUUCGAGUUCUGUCCAACUAUGCAAAGUUCCUCGACGAGAUCCACAACAAUCUGACCGAAGCUGACCUGAUCCUCGCGCGCAUCGACGAAAUCCGCGAAGCCGGUGGAAGCGAUGAUGCCGGUGCCGUGGGUUUGGAAAAGCGACAGCGACGGAGCAGCAACACCUCGUAUUCCAAGAACGACAAGUCCAAGAAGCAGCGCAAGGCUUUCAAGGAAUACCGACGCCAGGUGUUUCUGUAUUCAAAGGCCCUCAGCGCGCGGCUGAUGUGGAUGAUUCGAGGCGUGGUCUUGUUGUUGAUCGGCCUUGCCGGAGCCCAGAUGGUGAUCGUGUUGGUGGAGGUUUCCUACCUGUUCAGCUACAUUGACGAUGCCCAGACAAUCAACUCGAUGCGAAUGGAAGUUGAAAACAUAUACAACGAAGUUGUUGCUCUGGCAGCAUCGGGCAUGCAAAACGAUGUGAAUGGAUUCCAAGGACAUCAGCAAAACCUUGUGAUAAUGGGCAACGUUUUGUACUCGAGCAUUAUCGAUAUCACGAGCAAGCUUCAGCCGGGUUAUAUCACGUACCAACAGUGGACCGCGCCGUUGGUGAUGAUCAUUCGCUAUUCGGGGGCCCUGUCGAUCCAAUCGCCCAAGAUAGACAGCUACACCUUACUGGAUACCUGUCUCGACUUUGUUCAGAGUCUCGGUAAUAUUCUCAACAUGGUGCCAUCCGACUUUCAGCGCAGCAUCACGUUUUCAAACGCUACUACCAACGUUACCCUGAGGUUUUUCGAGGACAAUCACGACUGGAGGUUUGUCUGCGACAACGGGCCAACGAUACUCGUCGACUCGCUGACGUCUCUGAGCGCCGUAUACGUGGAACGCUACACGGGUUAUAUCAUGCUCUUUGGAUACGUUCAGAUAGCUAUAUAUACAAGCACCCUCAUCAUUCUAAUUCUGAUUGGGCGGUUUUUGUUUGAGUCGGCAAUCAACCGAGCAAAGCACGAGCGUGUCACAAGUCUAACAGCAUUCUUGCAGAUUCCAAAGUCAGUCUGCAUGAAUGUCCUCAAGAAAUACUACGUCCCACCGCCAUCACAUUCCAAGGACGAACUUGCCGAGGUCGACGAAGAGCAAGAAGUCGAAGACGAAUCCAAUCCUGAUUCGGGGAACGCCCAAGGCGGCGACGAUUCCAAAAGAUCUGUCGACGCUGUGCACAGCACAUCGACGAUGGGAUACGAUAAGCUCAAGCAAAUGUACUUUCACGGACUCUCUCUCGCAGCCGUGGCAUUUACGCUUGCGCUGAUCCUCAACUUCCGAUGCUCGCUUGUUGCCUAUCCGUUCAACGGCAUCAUUACAGCCUGUGGUCUUGCACAGGCCCUUGUUGGCCGCAUCGCCAUUGCUGCUUCCAUUCCAAUGCAGGCGGGCUGGUCUGGCACAGGGAUAUGGACAAGCCCCAGCGGACUAAUGAGCCAAGAUACCCCGGCGCUGUCGUAUACCCAAGCCGCACUGCUCUACGGCAAUGACUCGAUGUGGAUCCCACCGCGAUCGUAUGCACCGGGGACAGACUCCUGGCUCUCACAGCCCAUUGGCUCAUUCGGCACCGAUCUACCAACCACCAUCCGAAACUACCUGGACUACGCGCAUGCCUAUACAGAUGGAUACCAGCAUGGGAGCUUCAAUGCGAGUGCUCAGUGGAUUUUACAAAUGAGUCCGGCGAUUAUUCAGCGCUACGGCAAUAUCAGCGACGUCAACAUGGCGUAUUCCAUCUCGACGAUCCAGUUCCUCAGCGAUGCAUCCAUCAUUGCCUUCACGGCAAUCAUCUUGGUCACAUUUGGGAUUUAUAUGUGGUACUUUCGCAAGAUUUUGUUCUACCUGAUCAACACUGAAAACGAAAGGACGCUCAAACUGCUUCUAAUGAUUCCCAUGGAAGCCGUCAAUGAGAUCGCGUCGCUCCGAGAUCUACUCCACCUGAAAAAGACGUUUGCCCUCCCAGCCAAAGCAGCCGAGGCCCCACAGCCCAUCGAUCGACGUCAAUCGACGCGAGAUGAUGGCCACCACCAUACAGUCGGCCACGACGCAGAUAUCGGAAGUGCCGAUGGCAACCCGACCGGAUAUGCUCGGAGCCGACGAGAGCACUCUCGGGGGUCGGCCACGCUGGAAGGCCAGUCCGUGCCUGGAAGGAGACGCGAACACUCCGUUCCGCAUGAUAUCAAGUCUCCGAGCACGGGCCAGCGUGAAUCCUCCUUUACCGCUCGAAGAGAUUUCGGCGCCGACAGGGUGGCGAGCUUUGGGCGAGUCGGGCCAAACAUCGAGCAGCGAGAUGACUUGCAGCUGAAUCCGGCAUUUGUCGCCGAGAACGAGAUACGUGAAUCUGACCGGACUUAGACAGAUGUCGAGUGUGGGUGCAGAUUGCGGCGAUCGUAUUCGAUCGAUCGCAAUGGACAGCGACAUCCUGGUUUCGAUUUACACUUUAUUCAGAAAAAAACGGGACAGCACAGCG
This is a messenger RNA of Polychytrium aggregatum, 4276 nucleotides long. RefSeq lists its product as uncharacterized. The transcript is spliced from 10 exons. The coding region runs from base 1 to 4161 and encodes 1386 amino acids. Lineage: Eukaryota; Fungi; Chytridiomycota; Chytridiomycetes; Polychytriales. The record is from RefSeq and is a predicted model, not a curated record.